GUAAUUCGGAAAAAAUAACCUGUGCCUGAUAGCCACUUUCUUAGAGUUAGAAUUUAUCUAUUGAAAAGGUAAAGAAUAUUUGACUAAUAAAAUAUCUAUGUUACCUUAGUUGUUGAUCACUUGUAGAUCCAAAGUUUAUUAUGGGCUGGUAUGAUGGCUGGAGGGAUAAACCUUUUCCCACUUUGUAUGGAGAAAAAAAAACUGCUGUGACUGAAGAUAUUCUUUUUAUAGGAUUUGUUUAUGCAAUAUGCGUCAUAAGCUUUUCAAUCGCUUUGAUCAUACCAGGAUAUCCUAGUAAAGAGAUAGUUUGCAAUAUUGGUCAGGACUGGGAAGUCGCGCAUAUAAAAAAUGCCUCACUACCAUAUAAAUCUGGUUUCAGAGGGGAAAUUCAUGCAGAUGUUUCAGUUAAAAUUGGCCUAAGAAGCGUUAAUAUAACAUUAAAGGGUAAACCAGAAGAACAGAAAUUAGUUAACAACGACUCGAGAUCACCUGUUGAAAAAAUCAAUUACAACGAAAGAUUUUCGUGGAAUGACGAAGGCUGGGUACAAGGAAGAAUUGGUUUUGGACCUGCGGCUGGUCUAGUUAACAGGGAAUUUAGAGACGCUCAAAUUAAAGGAACGCCCUAUCCUAUUUUAUGGGUUGCAGAAUAUUUUACACUUGAUGGAGAGGGAAUAAGAUGGGGCAGAUAUUAUCGACAAUCCGGCUACUAUACUCACAUCUUAAUUUGGACAGCCUUCCCUCUAUGGAUUAUUACUUGUCUACUGUUUGGCAUGGUUAUCUCUUACGGUGGUUUUUUCAUGAUUUUGACUGGAUUAGUACUUUUGGCAGCUAAUAUUACAUACUCUUCUAUUAGAAAUCCAAAUGAGUUGAAAAUUCCUAUGGCUGAUGAUAAACUGCUUACAUUUAGUUGGGGCUGGUGUUUUACUUUAAAUGCGAUAAAUGGUUGCCUUUGCACGAUUAUUGGUGUUGUUAUAAUAAUCAUCCAUACAUUCAAGGACGAGUGGAUAUUUAGAUUUUUCGCUAAGGAUAAAAAUAGAGAAAUGGAAGAAAUUUAUGCACCAAAGGAAAUAGUCAGAGAUGAAAACGUACUACCUCUACAACGAGUUAGUUUGGCAGUAAAUGAUCAAGAAGUUCUCGAAGAGAUUGAAGGAGUCGAUGUCAAACCUUUCAGUGAUGAUGAAAUUUUUGAGAAUCAAUGGAUGGAAAAUACUGAAGUCAAAUUCGUCAAGAGAAGUAUCUUCUCCAAGACAGCUAGAAGUAUGAUACUACGACCUUUGCCUUUUUCUCGGAAAACCAUAAUGACACUGCCAAAUGAAUUUCGACAGAAUCAAAACGAUGCGAACGAAUGGCAAAUGAAUGAAAACGAAGCGAACGAAUGGCAAGUGGAUGAAAACGAAGGGACUAAGUUGCAACAGAAUGAAAACGAAGGUAACAAAUUACAAGAGAAUGAUAACGAUGAGAAAAAGCAACAAGAGAACAAACUACAAGUGAAUCCCAAAAACUCAGAUAAUGAGUUAUUAAGACGUAAACCAAGCAUACCAAAAAAACCCAAUAUGAAUACUAAAAACUUGGAAUCAAAAGAAUUAAAAAAGGAAGUAGAUAGUGCAAAAGAAAUUGAACAAGGGAAAGAAGAUUUAACACCUACUCCCCGUGCAAGAGCUAAAAGACAAGUAGUCUCCGAUUUUCAAAUUCCUCAAGAUAUUUCCAUUUCAAUGGAUGAAUUAGAAGCUCAACAUGAAAAUAAUAACUUCAACGAAAAGCUAUAG
Molecule: messenger RNA, 1766 nt
Organism: Dimorphilus gyrociliatus
Lineage: Eukaryota; Metazoa; Annelida; Polychaeta; Dinophilidae
Source: the annotation of a GenBank genome assembly